Messenger RNA from Cervus elaphus (red deer), 3615 nucleotides. RefSeq names its product exportin 4 (gene XPO4). The record is from RefSeq and is a predicted model, not a curated record. Gene Ontology annotation, biological process: protein export from nucleus. Lineage: Eukaryota; Metazoa; Chordata; Mammalia; Artiodactyla; Cervidae. The transcript is spliced from 23 exons. Gene Ontology annotation, molecular function: nuclear export signal receptor activity. Gene Ontology annotation, cellular component: nuclear pore; cytoplasm. Bases 134 to 3589 code for a protein of 1151 amino acids.
CCCGCGACCCUGCGUCGACGUCGGCGGCCGCGACGGCUCGGGCGGGAGCGCGCGAGCCCGAGGAAUCUCGCGAUUGGCCGGCCGGGCGCCCACUCCCAGAAUGCAGCGCAUGGCGCGUCAUUGAAGAGAGACCAUGAUGGCGGCGGCGCUGGGGCCCCCAGAAGUGAUCGCUCAGCUGGAGAACGCGGCCAAAGUUCUGAUGGCGCCACCUUCCAUGGUUAACACCGAGCAGCGCCAGCAUGCCGAGCACAUAUUCUUGUCAUUCAGGAAGUCAAAGUCACCGUUUGCCGUUUGCAAGCAUAUUUUGGAAACGAGUAAAGUGGACUAUGUCCUCUUCCAAGCUGCCACGGCCAUCAUGGAGGCCGUGGUCCGAGAGUGGAUUCUCCUGGAGAAGGGCAUUAUCGAGUCCCUACGCACCUUCCUCCUGAACUAUGUCCUGCAGAGGCCUCACCUCCAAAAGUAUGUUCGGGAACAGAUUCUAUUAGCAGUAGCAGUAAUUGUAAAACGAGGAUCAUUAGAUAAAUCAAUUGACUGCAAAAGCAUUUUUCAUGAAGUCAGCCAGUUGAUAAGUAGUGGCAACCCCACUGUGCAAACUUUGGCCUGUUCAAUUCUCACUGCACUGUUGAGUGAAUUCUCAAGUUCAAGUAAAACGAGCAACAUUGGACUGAGUAUGGAGUUCCAUGGCAACUGCAAAAGAGUUUUCCAGGAGGAAGACCUCCGCCAGAUCUUCCUGCUGACGGUGCAGGUGCUGCAGGAGUUCAGCCAGCGGGAGCACCUUAGCGCCCAGAUGUCGUCCGUGUUCCAGCGCUACCUCGCCCUGGCCAACCACGUCCUCAGCUGGAACUUCCUGCCUCCAAACCUGGGCAGACAUUAUAUAGCCAUGUUUGAGUCCUCACAGAACGUGCUCCUGAAGCCGACGGAGUCCUGGCGGGAGGCCCUUCUGAACAGCAAGGUCAUGGAGCUGUUCUUUACCGUACAUCGAAAGAUCAGAGAGGAUUCUGACAUGGCCCAGGACUCGCUGCAGUGCCUUGCACAGUUGGCGUCCCUGCACGGGCCUGUCUUCCCUGAUGAGGGCGCUCAGGUGGACUACCUCUCCCACUUCAUCGAGGGCCUGUUGGGCACCAUCAACGGGAUUGAGAUAGAAGACUCUGAGGCUGUGGGCAUCUCCAGCAUCAUCAGCAACCUGAUCACCGUGUUCCCUCGCAACGUGCUGACUGCCAUCCCCCGAGAGCUGUUCUCUUCCUUCGUCAACUGCCUCACGCACCUCACCUGCUCUUUCGGGCGCAGCGCUGCACUGGAGGAAGUGCUGGACAAAGACGACAUGGUGUACAUGGAGGCAUACGACAGGCUGCUGGAAUCCUGGCUGACGCUGGUACAAGACGACAAGCAUUUCCAUAAAGGCUUUUUCACCCAGCACGCAGUCCAGGUGUUCAAUUCCUACAUUCAGUGCCACCUCGCUGCACCCGAUGGCACAAGGAAUCUGACUGCCAACGGAGUGGCCUCUCGGGAGGAAGAAGAGAUCAGUGAACUCCAGGAGGACGACCGAGACCAGUUUUCUGAUCAGCUAGCCAGUGUAGGAAUGCUAGGACGCAUUGCUGCAGAGCACUGUAUCCCUCUCCUGACAAGUCUGUUAGAGGAGAGAGUCACGCGGCUCCACGGGCAGCUCCAGCGGCAGCAGCAGCAGCUCCUCGCCUCGCCCGCCUCAGGCUCCGCUGACAGCAAGACGUUAGACGACCUGUAUGAGGACAUCCACUGGCUCAUUCUAGUUACAGGCUACCUCUUAGCUGAUGAUACUCAGGGAGAGACUCCGCUAAUACCUCCAGAAAUAAUGGAAUAUUCCAUUAAGCAUUCAUCUGAAGUUGACAUUAAUACAACACUUCAAAUUUUGGGAUCUCCAGGAGAAAAGGCUUCUUCCAUCCCAGGGUACAACAGAACAGAUUCUGUGAUUAGGCUGUUGUCUGCCGUCCUCAGAGUUUCAGAAGUUGAGUCUCGGGCAAUAAGGGCUCACCUCACACACCUGCUAAGCCCUCAGAUGGGCAAAGACAUUGUCUGGUUUCUAAAGCGUUGGGCAAAGACUUACCUCCUGGUGGAUGAGAAGCUGUACGAUCAGAUAAGUGUGCCGUUCAGCACAGCGUUUGGAGCAGACACAGAGGGCUCUCAGUGGAUUGUUGGCUACCUCUUAGAGAAGGUCCUGAACAACCUCUCGGUGUGCAGCAGCGAGCAGGGCCUCGCGGACGACACGGUUCAGCUGCUUGUCACGCUGGUGGAGAGAAGGGAGAGGGCAAACUUAGUCAUUCAGUGUGAAAACUGGUGGAACUUAGCCAAGCAGUUUGCAAGCCGAAGCCCACCUCUGAACUUCUUGUCCAGCCCUGUGCAGAGGACGCUGAUGAAGGCGCUUGUCUUGGGAGGGUUUGCACACAUGGACACAGAAACCAAGCAGCAGUACUGGACAGAGGUUCUUCAGCCGCUUCAGCAGCGGUUCUUGAGAGUGAUAAACCAGGAGAACUUCCCACAGACAUGCCAGCAGGAGGAGGUGAAGCAGGAGAUCACGGCCACGCUGGAGGCCCUGUGCGGCAUUGCUGAGGCCACCCAGGUGGACAAUGUGGCCAUCCUUUUUAACUUCCUUAUGGACUUCCUUACCAAUUGCAUUGGGUUGAUGGAAGUUUACAAAAACACACCAGAGACAGUCAACCUCAUUAUAGAAGUUUUCGUUGAAGUUGCGCAUAAGCAGAUAUGCUAUCUUGGAGAGUCCAAAGCCAUGAACUUGUAUGAAGCCUGCCUCACUCUGCUGCAAGUGUAUUCAAAGAAUAACUUGGGGCGGCAGAGAAUCGAUGUCACAGCUGAGGAGGAGCAGUACCAGGACCUUCUGCUCAUCAUGGAGCUUCUGACCAACCUUCUGUCCAAAGAGUUCAUAGAUUUCAGCGACACAGAUGAAGUGUUCAGAGGUCAGGAGCCUGGGCCGGCAGCGAGCAGAUCUGUGUCAGCGGCGGACGUUGUGUUAUAUGGAGUGAACCUGAUCCUGCCUUUGAUGUCACAGGACCUCUUGAAGUUUCCAACUCUGUGUAAUCAAUACUACAAAUUAAUCACAUUUAUCUGUGAGAUUUUUCCUGAGAAAAUACCACAGCUUCCUGAAGAUCUUUUUAAAAGUCUUAUGUACUCGCUGGAACUAGGAAUGACAUCAAUGAGUUCGGAGGUUUGCCAGCUGUGCCUGGAAGCUUUGACUCCAUUAGCUGAGCAGUGUGCAAAAGCCCAGGAGACGGACGCGCCCCUCUUCCUCGCCACGCGGCACUUCCUCAAGCUGGUGUUUGAUAUGCUGGUUUUGCAGAAGCACAGCACGGAGAUGACCACUGCGGCCGGCGAGGCCUUCUACACGCUGGUGUGCCUGCAUCAGGCAGAGUACUCUGAACUGGUGGAAACACUGCUGUCGAGUCAGCAAGACCCAGUCAUUUACCAGAGGCUAGCUGAUGCCUUCAACAAGUUGACCGCGAGCAGCACGCCCCCUGCGCUGGACCGGAAGCAGAAGAUGGCCUUCCUGAAGAGUUUAGAAGAGUUUAUGGCAAAUGUUGGUGGUCUCCUUUGUGUAAAAUAAACAACAGAGCUUUAUGCUGUACCAGA